CAUGCAAAAAUACUUCCGUGUCUGAAUCUGAAGAGAGAGUCAGCCGCUGAGUAGACAUAAUUGUAGAGAUGGGAUGGCGCGAUAAUGCUUCACACAAAAAACCCUCGAAAUUCAAAUAAUUUCACACCAAAAGCAAAACCCUAGCAAAGCCCAAACCCCAGAACAUUUAGAAGAAAAGAAAAAAGGAAGACGAAAGAAUGGUAACCUCUUUCCAUUCUCUUACUCUCAAAGCUGUGUCAACAUCAUCUUGCUUCUUCCCUUUACUCCUUUCUUCCCCUCAGCUUGCAAGAAGAGAUGCAAUCACUUCUAUUGGGGCUUUCUCGCGCCAUCGUUCUUCUGUAGCUGAUGUUUCGGAGUUUGAAUGCGAUGAAUUUCAUGAUGAUAACAAUGAAAUAAAGAAAGACAGUGCUCUACGUGAGGCUCUCUUGCGGCUUGCUGGUGAUUUUGGCAGAGAGUCUAUGCUGUCCUUGCAUCGUUUUUUCAGCUCACGACGUGCUCCUGUGGUAUCUACAGGCUCGUUAAAGCUUGAUCUAGCACUUGGGAUUGGAGGAUUACCAAAGGGAAGAAUGGUUGAAAUUUAUGGGCGAGAAGCCUCUGGCAAGACAACAUUGGCACUUCAUAUAAUCAAAGAAGCUCAAAAGCUUGGAGGGUAUUGUGCAUAUCUUGAUGUGGAGAAUGCUAUGGACCCUUCACUUGCAGAAUCAAUAGGUGUAAACACAAAAAAUCUUCUUAUUUCUCCUCCUGAUUCUGCUGAGAAUUUGCUUUAUGUGGUUGACACACUGACCAAAAGUGGAUCUGUAGAUGUAAUUGUGGUUGAUAGUGUUGCUGCCCUUGUUCCUCAGUGUGAACUUGAUAGUUCAAUUGGUGACAGUAAGCAUGAUGUACAAGCCCGAAUAAUGACUCAAGCACUUCGAAAAAUUUAUUCUUCCUUAUGUCAAUCUCGAACUCUUAUUAUAUUUCUUAAUCAGGUCAGAUAUAAUUCAAAAUCUGGUCAUGCUUUUGGGCGUAUGGAUGAGGUCACUUGUGGCGGAAAUGCCCUGAAAUUUUAUUCGGCAAUACGGUUGAGGAUGAUAAGAACUGGAUUGCUGAAGAGUGAGGAUAAGAUAACUGGUCUUGGGGUUUGUGUGCAAGUGGUGAAAAACAAGUUGGCACCAGCAAUGCAGAAAGCUGAACUGGGAAUACAGUUUGGUAGGGGAUUUUGCUGUGAAUCUGAGGUCCUGGAAUUGGCAUAUGAGUACGGAAUCAUUAGCAGAGAAGGAAGCAACUACUUCAUUGAAGGGGAAGUUUUUGGUGAUAAACGUGAAGCUGAACGAUACUUGGCAGAAAAAGAUGGUGUUCUUGAAAAUAUAGUCAUGGUUUUAAGGACAAAAUUAUUUGAAAGGCAAAUCUUAUUGUGAUAGACCCUAGCUGAUGGGAGCAGAGGUCUUGGUUGAAUUCAUUGGAAGGUUCAAAGUGGUCGACUGACACACAUUAUUGGGGAAAUCAGAUGCUCGUCAAUUACACUCUAGUUUCAUGGUGAGACAAUCUUCAGAGAUGAAAUCAAUUUUGAAACAGAUUAAGAGAAGAUAUAUAAAUUCUUUGGUGAAGCUUAAACGAAUGCGAUUCAAAGAGAUGGUAUCAUUUACCUGUUGUAAAGAUAUCCUGGCAGAUGAGUUUUAGACUUGUAUCUGCCCUGCUUGACUGUAAAAUAACAGGUGAAAAAUGAAAUCUAGCAUGUUUGUUAGGGGCAGAAAAAGAUUUCAUUUAAACUGUAUUCCUUUUUUUUUUUUUUUUGAAGUUUUUAAUUUACUUUUAAACUUUUUUAUUACAUAUUU
This is a messenger RNA of Durio zibethinus, 1814 nucleotides long. It is a transcript of the gene RECA3, whose product is annotated as RECA homolog 3. NCBI's taxonomy places the organism in Eukaryota, Viridiplantae, Streptophyta, Magnoliopsida, Malvales, Malvaceae. Gene Ontology annotation, biological process: DNA repair. Gene Ontology annotation, molecular function: single-stranded DNA binding; ATP binding; ATP-dependent DNA damage sensor activity. The record is from RefSeq and is a predicted model, not a curated record.